UGGAUCCAAUACUCCACUCUCCACUAGUCUGUUUCACUAACAUUCCCUGGAUCCGAUACUCCACUAGUCUGUUUCACUAAUAUUCACUGGAUCCAAUAUUCCACUAGUCUGUUUCACUAACAUUCACUGGAUCCAAUACUCCACUCUCCACUAGUCUGUUUCACUAAUAUUCCCUGGAUCCAAUACUCCACUCUCCACUAGUCUGUUUCACUAACAUUCACUGGAUCCAAUACUCCACUCUCCACCAGUCUGUUUCACUAAUAUUCACAGGAUCCAAUACUCCACUAGUCUGUUUCACUAACAUUCACUGGAUCCAAUACUCCACUCUCCACUAGUCUGUUUCACUAACAUUCACUGGAUCCAAUACUCCACUCUCCACUAGUCUGUUUCACUAACAUUCCCUGGAUCCAAUACUCCACUCUCCACUAGUCUGUUUCGCUAACAUUCCCUGGAUCCAAUACUCCACUCUCCACGAGUCUGUUUCACUAAUAUUCACUGGAUCCAAUACUCCACUAGUCUGUUUCACUAACAUUCCCUGGAUCCAAUAUUCCACUCUCCACUAGUCUGUUUCACUAACAUUCACUGGAUCCAAUUCUCCACUCUCCACUAGUCUGUUUCACUAACAUUCACUGGAUCCAAUUCUCCACUCUCCACUAGUCUGUUUCACUAAUAUUCACUGGAUCAAAUACUCCUAGUCUGUUUAACUAAUAUUCACUGGAUCCAAUUCUCCACUCUCCACUAGUCUGUUUCACUAAUAUUCACUGGAUCAAAUACUCCUAGUCUGUUUCACUAAUAUUCACUGGAUGCAAUACUCCCUUCUCCACUAGUCUGUUUCACUAACAUUCACUGGAUCCAAUUCUCCACUCUCCACUAGUCUGUUUCACUAACAUUCACUGGAUCCAAUACUCCUCUCUUCACUAGUCUGUCUCACUAACAUUCACUGGAUCCAAUACUCCACUCCCCACUAGUCUGUUUCACUAACAUUCCCUGGAUCUAAUACUCCACUCUCCACUAGUCUGUUUCACUAACAUUCACUGGAUCCAAUUCUCCACUCUCCACUAGUCUGUUUCACUAAUAUUCACUGGAUCCAAUUCUCCACUCUCCACUAGUCUGUUUCACUAAUAUUCCCUGGAUCAAAUACUCCUAGUCUGUUUCACUAAUAUUCAUUGGAUCCAAUACUCCACUAGUCUGUUUCACUAACAUUCACUGGAUCCAAUACUCCACUCUCCACUAGUCUGUUUCACUAACAUUCACUGGAUCCAAUACUCCACUCCCCACUAGUCUGUUUCACUAACAUUCCCUGGAUCUAAUACUCCACUCUCCACUAGUCUGUUUCACUAACAUUCACUGGAUCCAAUUCUCCACUCUCCACUAGUCUGUUUCACUAACAUUCACUGGAUCCAAUAUUCCACUAGUCUGUUUCACUAACAUUCACUGGAUCCAAUACUCCACUCUCCACUAGUCUGUUUCACUAAUAUUCCCUGGAUCCAAUACUCCACUCUCCACUAGUCUGUUUCACUAACAUUCACUGGAUCCAAUACUCCACUCUCCACCAGCCUGUUUCACUAAUAUUCACAGGAUCCAAUACUCCACUAGUCUGUUUCACUAACAUUCACUGGAUCCAAUACUCCACUCUCCACUAGUCUGUUUCACUAACAUUCACUGGAUCCAAUACUCCACUCUCCACUAGUCUGUUUCACUAACAUUCCCUGGAUCCAAUACUCCACUCUCCACUAGUCUGUUUCGCUAACAUUCCCUGGAUCCAAUACUCCACUCUCCACGAGUCUGUUUCACUAAUAUUCACUGGAUCCAAUACUCCACUAGUCUGUUUCACUAACAUUCACUGGAUCCAAUUCUCCACUCUCCACUAGUCUGUUUCACUAACAUUCACUGGAUCCAAUUCUCCACUCUCCACUAGUCUGUUUCACUAAUAUUCACUGGAUCAAAUACUCCUAGUCUGUUUCACUAAUAUUCACUGGAUGCAAUACUCCCUUCUCCACUAGUCUGUUUCACUAACAUUCACUGGAUCCAAUUCUCCACUCUCCACUAGUCUGUUUCACUAACAUUCACUGGAUCCAAUACUCCUCUCUCCACUAGUCUGUCUCACUAACAUUCACUGGAUCCAAUACUCCACUCCCCACUAGUCUGUUUCACUAACAUUCCCUGGAUCUAAUACUCCACUCUCCACUAGUCUGUUUCACUAACAUUCACUGGAUCCAAUUCUCCACUCUCCACUAGUCUGUUUCACUAAUAUUCCCUGGAUCCAAUACUCCACUCUCCACUAGUCUGUUUCACUAACAUUCCCUGGAUCCGAUACUCCACUAGUCUGUUUCACUAAUAUUCACUGGAUCCAAUAUUCCACUAGUCUGUUUCACUAACAUUCACUGGAUCCAAUACUCCACUCUCCACUAGUCUGUUUCACUAAUAUUCCCUGGAUCCAAUACUCCACUCUCCACUAGUCUGUUUCACUAACAUUCACUGGAUCCAAUACUCCACUCUCCACCAGUCUGUUUCACUAAUAUUCACAGGAUCCAAUACUCCACUAGUCUGUUUCACUAACAUUCACUGGAUCCAAUACUCCACUCUCCACUAGUCUGUUUCACUAACAUUCACUGGAUCCAAUACUCCACUCUCCACUAGUCUGUUUCACUAAUAUUCACUGGAUCCAAUACUCCACUAGUCUGUUUCACUAACAUUCCCUGGAUCCAAUAUUCCACUCUCCACUAGUCUGUUUCACUAACAUUCACUGGAUCCAAUUCUCCACUCUCCACUAGUCUGUUUCACUAACAUUCACUGGAUCCAAUUCUCCACUCUCCACUAGUCUGUUUCACUAAUAUUCACUGGAUCAAAUACUCCUAGUCUGUUUAACUAAUAUUCACUGGAUCCAAUUCUCCACUCUCCACUAGUCUGUUUCACUAAUAUUCACUGGAUCAAAUACUCCUAGUCUGUUUCACUAAUAUUCACUGGAUGCAAUACUCCCUUCUCCACUAGUCUGUUUCACUAACAUUCACUGGAUCCAAUUCUCCACUCUCCACUAGUCUGUUUCACUAACAUUCACUGGAUCCAAUACUCCUCUCUUCACUAGUCUGUCUCACUAACAUUCACUGGAUCCAAUACUCCACUCCCCACUAGUCUGUUUCACUAACAUUCCCUGGAUCUAAUACUCCACUCUCCACUAGUCUGUUUCACUAACAUUCACUGGAUCCAAUUCUCCACUCUCCACUAGUCUGUUUCACUAAUAUUCCCUGGAUCCAAUACUCCACUCUCCACUAGUCUGUUUCACUAACAUUCACUGGAUCCAAUACUCCACUCUCCACCAGUCUGUUUCACUAAUAUUCACAGGAUCCAAUACUCCACUAGUCUGUUUCACUAACAUUCACUGGAUCCAAUACUCCACUCUCCACUAGUCUGUUUCACUAACAUUCACUGGAUCCAAUACUCCACUCUCCACUAGUCUGUUUCACUAACAUUCACUGGAUCCAAUACUCCACUCUCCACUAGUCUGUUUCACUAACAUUCCCUGGAUCCAAUACUCCACUCUCCAAUAGUCUGUUUCACUAACAUUCACUGGAUCCAAUACUCCACUCUCCACUAGUCUGUUUCACUAACAUUCACUGGAUCCAAUACUCCACUCUCCACUCAUCUGUUUCACUAACAUCCACGGGAUCCAAUACUCCUCUAGUCUGUUCAGCUUAAUUUCAUCUUUUGGUUUUAUGGCGUAUGGGACAGGUCUAGCUUUGAAGCAUUUUGGCUUGCUGUCUGGUUUCACGGUCAGUUUAACUUUUAUGUCCUUCAUACUGCCAAGUUCUCGUUUGAACAAAUCCGCUUGUUUCCUCAAUAUCCCUUGUAGGUUUGUGUCCUCUUUUGCAAUCUUUUUGCAAUGUGAACUUCCUGCCAGUUUAGUUUGAUAUUUUCCAGCCGUGUGCGUCCUAGCAAUGCUGGAUGGUUGCCUUUGACGAUGUAGAGUGGUAGCUUUACCUUCUGUUUGUUGAGCUCCCCUGUAACAAUCACGCUUCCUCUCACUGAAGUCUGUCCACUUGCAUCCGUACUGCGUUUCCAUCCAGCAGCGGUGUCACCCAGUACCCGUAUCCAUUGUCUGAAAUGGACAAAACAUGCAAAGAUUAUUCCCCUUCAGACAGGGUAUCACUUUGUUCAUCCUCUGUGUGCUCCAUUUUAUGCACUUUCUUUUUGUCUUCCUGAAGUCACUUUUCCUUUGUUCAGUACUUUUGUUUGAUUGUGUCUUUUUAUUUUAUAUGCACGUUCAAUGUGACCCUUUUUCCACAAUUUCUGCAGUCUAAGACCAAGUCUUUGCACCAACACUCACUCCUCUGCUUGGCGACUUCUGCCUUUAUUCCAUUUGCCAACACAAAGUACUGUGUCCAUUCUGUGUAAGAACUCCAACAACUCCAUUGUUCCACAGAUUGAUCAAAUGUUCCUUUGUUUCCAAUCAAUGCAGACAUUUUUAGUUUAUUUUUCUUUCUCACACUUUUCAGACGGUCCCUUACUCCCAGACCCCCUUUUUUUCCCUUUUAACUCACGCUGACUUCACUUUCUUCUGCAGUGAAACUCUUCCUAUCCCUCAAGGCUUUUAGUUGUCAUGACAUCAAAGGCUAGCUAGCAUCACUCGACUGGCUCCACGUUUCUUUUGCAUCUUUCUACGGCGUAUUACUUCUAGAUGUCGGCCUAUUUCAAGUUUUCAUAACAAUCGUAAAUCGUUAUUUUUGGACACCGAUUUGGCGGAUCUUUAAAAAAAAAUGUUUUGUAUUUUUUUUUACACCUUUUUAUUUAACUAGGCAAGUCAGUUAAGAACACAUUGUUAUUUUCAAUGACGGCCAGGAACGGUGGGUUAACUGACUUGUUCAUGGGCAGAACGACAGAUUCUUACCGUGUCAACUCGGGGAUUCAAUCUUUGCAACCUUACGGUUAACUAGUCUAAUGCUCUAACCACCUGCUUUACAUUGCACUCCACGAGGAGACUGCCUGUUACGCGAAUGCAGUAAGAAGCCAAGGUACACCCUGUAGUGAAAGAGGGGAGGGAAAGAAGAAGGGGCGUCCUGAAGAGCAGGAGCUCAGGAGUAUCCCUGCUAACAUGAUGGUCCAGUGGAAGGAGGAGUUUAAGAAGAGGUCCAGGGUAACGUGUCCUGGCUCAGGCUGCUGGUUAGAGUUCCCCAGCAUCUACGGUCUCAAAUACCACUACCAACGCUGCCAGGGGGUGACCCUAGCAGAGAGGUUGAGUCAUGACUGUCCGGACUGUAAGGCGGUGUUUGCCACUAAGGUCAGCCUCCAAAAGCACAAGCUGUGGAACCACCCCAUCGAGACCAAGGCUGGGCCCAAACUACACAAGACCCCCGUGAAGGGGACCGCCAAGAAAAGGCCUAUGGAGAACACUCCACUGUUGCCUGUGUUCUUCAAAGUCAAAAAGACCCAGGAGGUGUCUAGUCCCUCCCAGAACGGGGAGUGUGGCCCCCAGAGGGGAGAGAGGAAACAGCACCCACACCCCCAGCCCCCUCAGCAGCGGGCCUCCUCAUCUGACACCUCCCCCAACACCCCGGGGGGCAGCGAGAGCGAAGAUGAGGGGAGCAGUCUACUCCCACCAUACCCCAAUGAAGACCAUGAGAGGACAAGGCACAGACGGAAGCAGAAAACUCCUAAGAAGUUCACUGGAGAGCAACCCUCUAUCUCGGGGACGUUCGGACUGAAAGGUAUGAACAAGGUAGAGGAGAAGUUGAAGGCUGGUCGUGUGAAGAGAUUAGAGGGGGGUCUGUUCAGCGAGGAGCCCCAGAGGAAGCACCCUGGUCCAGCCUCCAGGAGAGACCUACCACCCCUCACCUCUGCAGAGGCCCAGUGGCAGCAUGCCAUCUCAGAGCGGGGGGAGGUGCUCUGUCCUACCUGCUCCAUUAUCACCAGAAAGACCAUCUCGGGCCUCAAGAAGCACAUGGAGAUCUGCCGAAAGCUCCAGGAUGCCCUGAAGUGCCAGCAAUGCCAGAAACAGUUCAGGUCCAAGGCCGGACUCAACUACCAUACAAUGUCUGAGCACAGCAGCGAGGCUUUGGGGAGCGAGGACCAGAUGGAGGAUGUGCAGGAGGAGAGAGAGAGGCUGCGUAGAGUGCUCAAACAGACGGGACGAAUCAAGUGUCCUAGGGAGAGCUGCUCAGCCCAUUUUUUCAGCCUGAUGGGAUACCAAUACCAUCAGAAGCGCUGUGGCAGACAGCUAUCAGAGGAGGACAAGCCUGUAUUUCUGUGUCAGCACUGUGGGAAGACCUACCGCUCUAAGACUGGCAGAGACUACCACCUCUGCACUGAACACCCCACCACUAACAACAAUACCACCGGCAGAGGGAUGAGAACAGAGGAGGGACAGCCUGCAGGAAGGAGGGAACAGAACCACAUGGAGAGAGAGAAGGAUGGGAGAGAGAGGGAGAGAGAGAGGAAAGACAACGAAAAGGGUCAGGAGUUGUCUGCGGGUAGGGAGAAGGAUGGGAGAGAGAGGGAGAGAGACAGGAAGGACAACGAAAAGGGUCAGGAGUUGUCUGCGGGUAGGGAGAAGGAUGGGAGAGAGAGGGAGAGAGACAGGAAGGACAACGAAAAGGGUCAGGAGUUGUCUGCGGGUAGGGAGAAGGAUGGGAGAGAGAGGGAGAGAGACAGGAAGGACAACGAAAAGGGUCAGGAGUUGUCUGCGGGUAGGGAGAAGGAUGGGAGAGAGAGGGAGAGAGACAGGAAGGACAACGAAAAGGGUCAGGAGUUGUCUGCGGGUAGGGAGAAGGAUGGGAGAGAGAGGGAGAGAGAGAAGAAAGACAACGAAAGGGGUCAGGAGUUGUCUGCGGGUAAGGAGAAGGAUGGGAGAGAGAGGGAGAGAGACAGGAAGGACAACGAAAAGGGUCAGGAGUUGUCUGCGGGUAGGGAGAGAGAUGGGAGAGAGAGGGAGAGAGAGGGGCUGGGGGAGGACUUUGAGAGGACUCCUAGUGGUAGGGUGAGACGUCGGUCUGCCCAGGUAGCAGUGUUCCACCUGCAGGAGAUAGCAGAAGAUGAACUGGACAAGGACUGGGGCACCAAGCGAGACGACCUGGUACCGGACAGCAAGAGGGUAAGACAUACACAGGUACAUACACACAUACAAACACAUUUAACAUGUGGUCCCUGUCUUCCUCCCCCAGUUGAACUACACUCGUCCUGGUCUUCCCAUGUUCAGUCCCAAGCUGCUGGAGAGCUGGAAGAACGAGGUCAAAGAGAAGGGCUUCAUCUGCUGCUCCAACGGAGUGUCUGUGUUGUUGUUCCUCUCUGUUUUCAGAGCUGUGAAGCUGUUUACUCCAGUGUGUCGGGACUCAAAGCUCAUCUAGCCAACUGUAACCAGGCAGAGGGCGAUGCAGGGAAGUACACCUGCUUACUGUGCCAGAAGGAAUUCAGCUCAGAGAGUGGUGUCAAAUACCACAUCAGCAAGACCCACUCUCAGAACUGGUUCCGAGCCUUCAGCCACAUGUUGCCCAGCAGCAGCAGGAGCAAACCGCCAGACUACCAAGGGAAAACGGAGGUCAAGAACGGAGCCACCAUGGGAAAGAAGAGAGACCGCAAGCCCAAAGAGCGCCCCCCUGAGGCCACCCCCGUCCAAACAAACACUUUUUUCAGCACCACCCAAAACUCAACCCCCACCCUGAACAUGGGCCAGACCCCGGUCCUGACAGAGACAGGAAACCCAGGGAGCCUGACGCUAAACAGACGGCCCAACCAACCCACCACACGGAGGAGUAAGCCCAAGUGGGUGCCCCCUCCCCCCGAGUAGCUCUGCUUUCAACCCAAGAGCCAGAGAGGCUAUGUCUAUCUAUCCACAUUACGCCAGUAAGCUCAAGGAUGUUUUGGAUACCUCAAGGACUGGCGGACAGAGAAAACUAAAAACAACUGCACUCAGAUCUUUGUGUUUUAAAUAUACUGUAUACAGUUUGUGUCUCCUGGUAUAUGUUGAUAUGUUUAUUUAGUUUCCUCCAUUCCAUUUCCAAGCAUCAUUUCAGUUAAACUAUUGACAACAGGGGUUCAUUGUUAUCAACGUUAUAGUCCUCCUCUGUGUAAAAAUGUAUUUUUCUAAACAAAAGUGUUUGCAUUUUCCCUCUACAUGUCUUUAGUUUCAUGUUGUGUUUGAGAGAUUUUUCAAAUGAUAUUCUAUUAGGAUAGUGAGGUGAUACUAUAUCUAUCUAUAUACAGUAUAUAUAUAUAGUCAAAGCAAUGACGUCAUCCCUCUUUCUUCAAGGCAGGAAGGUCAAAUUUGGUCCAAAGCGAUCCCACUCCUUUUCAUUUUUGUUGUUUUACACUUUAACGUCUUUUGUUUGUUUUAUUGUGUCAGCUGAAUGUCAGCUGAAUGUCAGCUGAAUGUCAGCUGAAUGUCGAAGUCGAGAGGUUGUUUUGAUAAUGAUAAUGUCUCUUUGUUUUCUUUGGCUUUUCUUUUCAAAAUUAGUGAAAGACCACAUACAUCAUACAUCACAUCACUGUGUCCUAAUGCUCUGGCUAAGUCUUUGUUUCAAUUACACUGAAAUGUAGGAAAUUUGCACCAUUUUCACAAAAUGAUAUGAGAUUUUAUCGAAUAUUGGUGACAGUAAUUAGACCUUGGGGCAUAUGAUUGGGGAUGUUAACACAAACAUCGACACUAAAAUCUAUAUCUACACUCAAGCAAUGUAAACAGCAUAUCCACAAAGUUUGAAGAUGUGUAGAUUUAGUUUAAUAUAAGUUUUGCCAUUGGACCUCAUAGUCUGAAUUAAAUGUGGGAAUGUUGUAGUAAUUGUUCCCAUUUAAAAUGGACGAAGCUAGAAUUUUCCUAGGACUGUCUGGGAGUCGGGAGAGGAAGACAGAGGUUUGGAACUCUCUUUGUUAGUGGUGUAUUAACCAAUUUAGCUUUUUUUAAAGUAAAAAAAAACAAGUUUAAGUUACUUUAAUCUUUUAGGAAAUGUAAAAACCUAAAAUGAAGGCUUAGAUGUUGUUAUGUAUAUGGACAGAUUCCCGGUCAUUAAUUGUCUUGCACUUUAACCCCUUUCCUCUCUUCCCCCCAUUUAGUCUUUUUGCACAUGAAGAGCAGAGAAAAAUACUUUACGCUCCGGGAAGAAAAUGAUUUAUAAUCAGCCUAAAUGUUUACCUUAAGAAUGAUGCGUAAAGACACAAAACUGCCCGUAGAUCAGCUUCUAAGAGGCAGCUUCACCCUACUCCAACCUAAACCUCCUAUAUGGAGGGUUGUAACCCAGGACUGUAAAAUGAAACAAGAACAUUUAGAUCUCUGUGUCCCGGUUCAAUGAGUAGAUAACAGGUCCACCUAACUAAGCUGAUCCUCAGAAAUGCUACACAUUUUAGGCUGUUCUGCCAGUCGAAUAUUUCAGCGUAAAAGGAAAUUACGUUUUAAAUGAAAUGUCUUUAAUUUAUGAAAAUGCUAAUGUGCAAUAAGCUCAUUUUAAUAUUUUAUCCAUAAUACAUACUUAAAGCAGAUACUUGAAUUCACAAAACAAUUGUAAUACUUUGAUUUAAGUAAAAUGUCAUGACAUUUUUUAUGUAUAUUUAUAUCAAUAGAGCAGAAUAUCUCUCUCAAAGCAGCAGACCUCUUUUAUAAUCACGUAUGUAUAUUAUCUAGUUAAUCUGAAAGUGGUGGCAGUUUGUGAAAAGGUUAAGUUGACAUGGUUACUCGAAUUGCUGCAAAGAAUCCACUACUAAAGGACACCAAUAAUAAGAAGAGAGUUGCUUGGGCCAAGAAACACGAGCAAUGGACAUUAUGGACUGGCGGAAAUGUGUCCUUUGGUCCGAUGAUUCCAAAUCGGAGAUUUUUGGUUCCAACCGCCGUGUCUUUGAAAGAUGCAGAGUAGGUGAACAGGUGAUCUCUGCAUGUGUGGUUCCCACCGUGAAGCAUGGAGGAGGAGUUGUGAUGUUGUGGAGGUGCUUUGCCGGUAACACUGUCUGAUUUAUUUAAAAUUGAAAGCACACUUACCAGCAUGGAUACCGCAGCGAUACACCAUCCCAUCUGUUUUGUGCUUAGUGGGACUAUCAUUUGUUUUUCAACAGGACAGUAACCCAAAACACACCUCCAGUCUGUGUUAGGGCUAUUUGACAAAGAAGGAGAGUGAUGGAGUGAGUGCUGCAUCAGAUGACCUGGCCUCCACAAUCACCCGACCUCAACCCAACUGAGAUGGUUAGGGAUAAGUUGGACCGCAGAGUGAAGGAAAAGCAGCCAACAAGUGCUCAGCAUAUGUGGGAACUCCUUCAAGACGGUUGGAAAAGCAUUCCUCUUGAAGCUGGUUGAGAGAAUACCAACAGUAUGCAAAGCUGUCAUCAGGGCAAAGGGUGGCUACUUUGAAGAUAUAAAAUAUUUAACACUGUUUUGGUUACUACAUGAUUCCAUAUGUGUUAUAUCAUAGUUUUGAUGUCCUCACUAAUUAUUCUACAAUGUAGAAAAUAGUGAAAAUAAAGAAAAACCCUUCAGUGGUGUGUCCACACUAUGGACUGGUACCAUAUCUUCAUACUUCACCCUAUCAGUCUUCCGAGAUGAUGUGGAGAACACAUAUAUCCUGUUUGAGCGUAGAAUACAGCAGCAACUGCAAAAAUAGGUUUACACCAUAUUUUGUUGUAAUUUACUCAUUUAAUGGCACAUUGUUUUCACCUACCCUAUCCCUUUGUUUGUUUGCUUAAGAAAUUGUUCUUUUAUUUUUUUCUCAGUGAUAACAAUAGUUAGUUGAAGUUCAUCAAAUGCCAUGGGAUGUUGAAAUACAUUGUUUUAAUAAGUUUGAUAAUGCACAUUAAAUGUUGAUUUUCAGGACACAAUUAUUGAGAAUCCGUUUGUCGAUAUCUAAGGAUCAACAAGGAGGCGUAUCUGUGUUUGUUUCUCUAAUUAGUGCACUUACUACCCCUUGAAAUAGGCGUGUUGUCGCCUGAGCUUUUUAGUAGUCUGGACUGUGUGACUUUUGUACCUGGGGAGUCUAUAGGCUAAGAUGCCUUCCUUUUUUUCACAAAUGUUAUUUUCCUCACUUUAAUGUUUUAUCUCAAAAACAUUUACAAUUUCAACAAGUUUUAGAUAAAUCUUUGUUCUGAAAAUGUACCAUUAUAGACUGGAUACAAAACAUGUGGUGAUGGGUUAUGUUGAGGAGAAUACUUAGUUCUGAGAAAAUGUUUUGCCGAUGUUGAAGUUGAUCUGAUCAGAAGCUAUAUCCUAUAACUAGUGAGGCACCACACCUUUUGAAUCUGAACUGUUAAAAAAACGUUUUUUAAAUGUUGUUUACCUGUGCAUUAUUACCCCUCAACUAAUUAAUAAAAAUGUUGUUGACUCAG
Molecule: messenger RNA, 11286 nt
Organism: Oncorhynchus keta (chum salmon)
Lineage: Eukaryota; Metazoa; Chordata; Actinopteri; Salmoniformes; Salmonidae
Product: zinc finger protein 512B-like
Exons: 16
Coding region: 5090-7777 (895 amino acids)
Molecular function (GO): zinc ion binding
Source: RefSeq, a predicted model, not a curated record